CCGGUGCCCGUAGUUGCGGCUGUAGCUGCAGCCGCCUCCAGAGCUGACCCGGGUCUGGGGACCGGCACCUCCUGGCGCCGUUCGGUUUCUCCGGCUGCUUUCACUGAGGAUGAGUUCCUGUGUGGCUGUGCGCCGACCCCGUGGAGACCACCGGUGCAGUUUCAUCUAGCGACUGGUCACCCUCGCAAUUAUGGAUUUUUAAAAGGAUCAGACAGUGUGGAGGGGGAGUUCCCCUCCUCACUCCCCCUUGGUGCUUGACUCCAGAAAUAAUUUAUAAACUGUGGAACUUUUUUUAAAUGAAGAACUUGUAUUUGAUAUGACCUUUAUAGAGUUAUUUAUAACUUUUUCUGAUUUAAGUGCCAAAAAGAUUAUACAAAGAUAUAUAUAGUUUUAUACUGUUGCCAUGAGGAUUUAAAUUAUAAUCCAAAAAGGGUCAUUUAUUUUCUUUCUUCCUGAAAAGCAUCUUCCUGUCCUGGUUUUUUUCAUUUUUAAUAAUUAGUCUUAAGUGACUAUUCUGAGCAAGUAAGCUGUGUAAAAACAAUUAGGAUGAGUUCUUCCAUCCCUGACUGCACCUCAAAAUGUCAAUCCCUGAAGCAUGCUUUGGAUGUUCUUUCUGUUGUAACAAAGGGAAGUGAAAAGCAGAUUAAGGCUUUUCUUUCCAGUCAUUGUUACAAUGCUACAACUAUCAAAGAUGCCUUUGGCAGGAAUGCUCUCCACCUUGUUUCUUCCUGUGGAAAGAAAGGAGUGUUAGAUUGGCUUAUUGAGAAAGGAGUGGAUCCACUGGUAAAAGACAAGGAGUCAGGCUGGACAGCAUUGCACAGAAGCAUUUUUUAUGGACAUAUUGAUUGUGUUUGGUCUCUCUUGAAGCAUGGUGUUAGUCUGUAUAUUCAAGAUAAAGAAGGCUUAUCAGCUUUGGAUCUUCUAAUGAAGGAUAGACCAACUCACGUGGUAUUCAAGAAUACUGACCCUACAGAUGUCUACACUUGGGGAGAUAAUACAAAUUUUACUCUGGGUCAUGGAAGCCAGAAUAGCAAACAUCAUCCAGAGUUGGUGGAUCUGUUCUCUAGGAGUGGUAUUUACAUCAAGCAGGUGGUGCUUUGUAAAUUUCAUUCAGUGUUUCUGUCUCAGAAAGGUCAUGUUUAUACCUGUGGUCAUGGUCCUGGAGGGCGUUUAGGCCAUGGAGAUGAACAGACUUGCUUGGUUCCCAGGCUUGUGGAAGGACUGAGUGGUCAUAAUUGUUCCCAAGUGGCAGCUGCUAAUGAUCAUACUGUUGUAUUAACUGAAGAUGGAUGUGUUUACACAUUCGGUCUAAAUAUUUUUCAUCAAUUAGGGAUUGUUCCUCCACCUUCCAGUUGUAAUGUACCCAGACAGAUGCAGGCAAAACAUCUUAAGGGAAGGACAAUCAUUGGUGUAGCAGCAGGCAGAUUUCAUACAGUGCUGUGGACUAGAGAAGCUGUUUAUACUAUGGGACUAAAUGGUGGACAACUGGGAUGUUUACUAGAUCCCAAUGGAGAAAAGUAUGUAACUGUUCCUCGUCAAGUCUCUGCCCUUCAUCAUAAGGAUAUCACUCUCUCUUUGGUUGCUGCAAGUGAUGGAGCCACAGUCUGUGUUACCACAAGGGGAGAUAUUUACCUACUUGCAGACUAUCAGUGCAAAAAGUUGGCAUCUAAACAACUAAACUUGAAAAAGGUUCUUGUGUCUGGGGGUUGUAUGGAAUAUAAGGUUGAUCCCGAACAUUUGAAAGAAAAUGGGGGUCAAAAUAUCUGCAUUCUUGCAAUGGAUGGAGCUGGAAGGGUAUUUUGCUGGAGAUCAGUCAGCAGUUCUCUGAAGCAGUGUCGAUGGGCCUAUCCACGCCAGGUCUUCAUUUCUGAUAUUGCAUUAAAUAGAAAUGAAAUUUUGUUUGUCACACAGGAUGGGGAAGGAUUUAGAGGGAAAUGGUUUGAAGAAAAAAGAAAGAGUUCUGAAAAGAAAGACAUUUUAUCAAACCUGCAUAAUACCUCAUCAGAUGGGUCUUAUGUUUCUGAUAUAAAUAGUGUGUAUGAAAGAAUUCGACUCGAGAAACUUACUUUUGCUCAUAGAGCCGUUAGUGUCAGCACAGAUCCAAGUGGAUGCAACUUUGCAAUCCUGCAGUCAGAUCCUAAAACAAGCCUUUAUGAAAUUCCAACUGUGUGCUCCUCAUCCUUUUCUGAAGAAUUUGGCAAACUGUUGAGGGAAGCAGAUGAAAUGGACAACAUCCAUGAUGUAACAUUUCAAGUUGGCAAUAGAAUCUUUCCUGCACAUAAAUAUAUUCUGGCAGUGCGUUCUGACUUUUUUCAGAAAUUGUUUCUUUCAGAUGGUACUACUUCAGAAUUUACAGAUAUUUACCAGAAAGAUGAAGAUUCUGCAGGGUGCCAUCUCUUUGUAGUAGAGAAAGUUCAUCCCGAGUUGUUUGAAUACCUUUUACAAUUCAUAUAUACAGAUACUUGUGACUUUUUAACUCAUGGCUUCAAGCCAAGAAUAACCUUAAACAAAAAACCAGAAGAAUAUCAGUGUACUCUGAAUUCUCAUGUGAAUAAAAUAAAUUGCCAUGAAGAUGAUAAUCAGAAGACAGCAUUUGAAGUUUACAAAAGUAAUCAAGCUCAUACAAUUAGUGAAAGGCAAAAGAGCAAACCUAAAUCUAAAAAAGGAAAAAGUACUGGGGAAGAUGAUCCUGUAAGAAUGUUGCAAAAUGUUGCAAAGAAAUUUGGCCUCAGUAACCUGAGUAGUAGGUUAGAUGGAGUCAGAUUUGAAAAUGAAAAAAUUAAUGUUAUUGCUAAGAAAACUGGUAAUAAGCUGAAACUAAAUCAGAAAAAAUGUUCAUUUCUGUGUGAUGUGACCAUGAAAUCAGUGGAUGGAAAGGAAUUUCCUUGUCAUAAAUGUGUUCUUUGUGCUAGACUUGAAUAUUUUCAUAGUAUGCUGAGUAGCUCAUGGAUUGAGGCUUCCAGUUGUGCAGCUCUGGAAAUGCCAAUACAUUCAGACAUACUGAAGGUUAUUUUGGACUACCUCUAUACUGAUGAAGCUGUGGUGAUAAAAGAAUCUCAGAAUGUGGAUUUUAUUUGUAGUGUUCUUGUGGUGGCUGAUCAGCUUCUUAUAACUCGAUUGAAAGAUAUUUGUGAAGUAGCAUUAACUGAAAACCUUACCCUUAAGAAUGCUGCUAUGCUCCUUGAAUUUGCAGCAUUGUAUAAUGCUGAACAACUGAAACUGUCUUGUUUACAGUUUAUAGGACUGAAUAUGGCAGCUUUACUUGAAGCAAGGUCUCUUGAUGUUUUAAGUGAUGAUGUUUUGAAGGAUCUUUCUGUAUUUUACAGAAAAAUGAUUCCAGCAAUGGAUAGACGAAUCAUUACACCUUAUCAGGAUGGACCAGAUAUUAGCUAUUUGGAAAUAGAAGAUGGAGACAUCUUUUUGAAUGAAGAAAUAAAUAUGGAACAAAAUUAUUCGGAAACCAUGUUUAAAAAGGCAAAAACAAAAGCUAAAAAGAAGCCACGUAAGCGUUCAGAUAGUUCUGGAGGUUAUAACCUCUCAGAUAUUAUUCAGAGUCCACCAUCUACAGGAUUAUUAAAGUCUGGUAAGACCAAUUCUGUGGAAUCUCUUCCAGAACUAUUGACAUCAGAUUCUGAAGGAAGCUAUGCAGGUGUGGGUAGUCCUAGAGAUUUACAGUCCCCUGAUUUCACAGCAGGAUUUCAUUCAGAUAAGAUUGAGGGGAAAGUUAAACCAUAUCUUAAUGGUACAACUUCUACAUCUUCUAGGGAAGAUGUAAAACCAUGGGAAAAAUCAUCAAUACUUAAAGUAUCUACUCCACAGCCCAUUCCCAGUAACAAAAUUGAUACAACAGGUUCUUCCAGCUGGGUUGCUGGCUCUUUCAGUCCUGUCAGCCCUCCUGUCGUGGAUCUCAGAACGAUCAUGGAAAUAGAAGAAAGUAGACAAAAAUGUGGAGCUACACCUAAGUCAAAUUUAGGCAAAAUGGUUUCUCCUGGAGUUAAACUUUCUCAGAAGCAACGAAAAAUGAUUGCAUUGACUACCAAAGAAAACAAUUCAGGAACGAGUAGCAUGGAAGCAGUUUUUAAAACCACUCCUUCCAAAGUCCCCAAACCAGUGAAUGCAUGGGCAUCUUCUCUACAUUCAGUUUCCUCCAAGUCAUUCCGGGAUUUCUUACUAGAAGAAAAAAAAUCUGUUAUUGGCCAUAGUUCAGGAGAUCAUGUCAAAAAAGUUUGUUUUAAAGGAACUGAAAAUUCUCAGGCUCCAAAAGUUGUAAGAUGCUCUGUUCAUGGUACCACAGGACCAGAAGGCAACCAUAUUUCAGAUGUACCACUUUUAGACAGUUCAAAUCCCUGGCUCUCUUCUUCACUGACUACUUCUUCCAUGGUAGCUCCCGUCACUUUUGCAUCUAUUGUAGAAGAAGAGCUACAACAGGAAGCAGCUCUUAUCAGAAGUCGAGAAAAACCCUUGGCUUUGAUUCAGAUUGAGGAGCGCGCUAUACAAGAUUUAUUGGUUUUCUAUGAGGCAUUUGGCAACCCUGAUGAGUUUGUCAUUGUUGAAAGGACACCGCAGGGACCACUGGCAGUACCUAUGUGGAAUAAGCAUGGUUGCUAGUUCACUGUGGAGUUGAGAUGCAUUUUUCAUAAUUGUGAUUGCUAUAACAACAUAAAGCAAUGCUGUGGAACAGAGUUCUUAAAGAUUUGGUAGCCAAUCAUUGCUUACAAUGAUCUAAUUUCUUCACUGUAGUUCAUAGCAUUUGUUUGAUUAAAAAGAAAUUCACCACAAUUGUAAUUUUAGAAAAUUUUGUGAAAAUGCUUCAGAGGAAAAACUUACUAAGUUAAAGUUAAAUAGGAUUGUUUCUUCUGAAUAAUCUUACAAAGGAUUAUUCCGUGAAGUAUAAAAUUUAAGAGUGAUACAUUAAAAUAAAUUUUUCAUUUGAGAUAAUUUUUUGUCACAUACUUGUUGUCACUCUGCUUUUGUCAUAUGGCAUUGAUGAGCUUAACGUAGGAGCAUCAGUUGUUGUUUCUGAUCCUCCAUUAAUGGCCAGAAUUUUGUGUUUGUUAUAAUAGUUAACUCUAUUCUUAUUGCUUUUCCAUCAAGCUGUUAAUGUUUUAUGUCUCUUUUAAGCAUGACCUGCUCAAAUGCCUUAUUUGUUUGUAGAGUACAUUGUUCCUUUUGAUUUAAGUGAUAGAUUACAGUGGAAAGAAAAUAAGAACACUUAACUAUUCUGAACAUUUUAGUCCAAGAUAAUAGUUUCUUUGUAAAAUUUGGAGUCAUUGUAGAUGGUUUUUGUUUGUUUGGGGGGGUGGAAUGUGGAGGGAGGACAUUGUGAAAGACUAAUUGAAAGAAUCAGUUUCUCAAAGUGUUAAAAUUUCCUAAAACAAAUCCUUGGUUACACACACAAGAAUGGAGGAGAGUUGGUUUACAAUUAUCUUUAUAAUAUUGUAUAAUAAGUUCUGUGAAUCUAGGUUAUAUGUACAGAUGUAAAAAUUGUUUUCUUUACAGUAUGCUAUUUGAUUUGCUUUUGAGUGUUUAAUUUUUCUUAAUGUUAACUCUGUGAUCCAUUAUGUAGACAAAUUGGGAAGGUUCAUGUUCGAGUUUCUGGAAGGUAAACCUGGGGGAACAUAUAGGCAACUAGUUGCUAUAAUUCAUUUGAUGAGAAAGUGGCAGAAGCUUACUCAGUAUUUCAGGUUUAACUCUACCUAGAAGCAGAGACAUGUAAGCAAAUGUGCAAUAAAAAAAAAUCUUUAUCCAUUCA
Sciurus carolinensis (gray squirrel) is the source of this 5752-nucleotide messenger RNA. RefSeq names its product inhibitor of Bruton tyrosine kinase (gene Ibtk). The transcript has 29 exons. Gene Ontology annotation, cellular component: nucleoplasm; cytoplasm. Gene Ontology annotation, molecular function: protein kinase binding; protein tyrosine kinase inhibitor activity. The record is from RefSeq and is a predicted model, not a curated record. NCBI's taxonomy places the organism in Eukaryota, Metazoa, Chordata, Mammalia, Rodentia, Sciuridae. The coding region runs from base 547 to 4608 and encodes 1353 amino acids. Gene Ontology annotation, biological process: negative regulation of protein phosphorylation.